Messenger RNA from Dioscorea cayenensis subsp. rotundata (Guinea yam), 2190 nucleotides. RefSeq names its product serine/threonine-protein kinase GRIK2. Bases 628 to 1815 code for a protein of 395 amino acids. Lineage: Eukaryota; Viridiplantae; Streptophyta; Magnoliopsida; Dioscoreales; Dioscoreaceae. Gene Ontology annotation, biological process: intracellular signal transduction; protein phosphorylation. The record is from RefSeq and is a predicted model, not a curated record. The transcript has 11 exons. Gene Ontology annotation, cellular component: cytoplasm. Gene Ontology annotation, molecular function: protein serine/threonine kinase activity; ATP binding.
CAGUGUCAUAUCAUAUUGUGCGUCAAUCAAGGACUCAAAAAGCACCGUUAUCCCGACUCUAUUCCCACAAUCUCCCUCCUCUCCUGCAUCGAGUCGAGGCCCGUUAUUCCAAUCAAUCCAUCCAUCCAUCCUCGGGUUCCUCACUGCGUUUUUUCUAUCAAUAAUAAACUACAUCGACUCUUUCGCAGCAUCAACGAUAGAUAGUAGGACGUACACAGAAGUGAUCGGCAGGGCGGCUGAUCUAGGGUUCUUUCCCAAUUGUGGAGAGAGAGAGAGAGAGAGAGAGAGAGAGAGAUCCAAGGUUGGGUUGGGGAUUUCGGAUUUCUUCUCCUUCUCUGAGUAGUUCUUCUCUCCAAAAAAAAGUUCGAAAGCCACGGGGGCACAGGAUUGAUCAGUAAGUAUUCGAUGAUCCUUCCUUCCUUCCCCUCGCUUUCUCUCUCUCUCAGUCUGCUGUCCUAGUGCCGCAAUGUAGAUGGACGACACAGUACAUUUUUUGAUACGCUGGCCUUCUUCUCCUUCCUUCCAUUGAUCUCCUUUCACUGCAUCAGUCUCGCUCUUCCUCAUCCUUUUGAUUUUCGCGUUUGCUCUCUCUCUCUCUCUCUCUCUCUCUGCUAACCAAGUUCCUGCAUGUGUGGAGAUAAUUGCCCCAUUGAGAUGGGCUGUUGUGGUUGCUUCGGCUUCUUGAGGAAGCCUCAGAGAUCCCUAGUACCCAUCCGCGGCACUGGCCCCCGCUUCUCCCAGGAGUUUCUCUUGCCCGAAGGCGGAGAUGAUGUUGAUGGUGCCCUAUUUAAUGCAGAUGGGACUGAAAUUAUGAACGGAAAUGUAAGUGGCUUUCGCCCUCCUUCUAAAGGCGCUGAAGAGAUCCUCUUGUUCAGAGCUCGAAGUGGCUUGAUAUGCAGGGAAAUCCCAGUCAAGGAAACUCGCCAAGUUAUUCGUACUGAGGAUGAGAAUGGAAAUAAGAUGGUUAAUGAGUAUGUCCGUGAGUACAAGAUUGGGUCUGGUAGCUAUGGCAAAGUGGUUCUGUACCGGAGCACUAAAGAUGGUAAACACUAUGCAAUCAAGGUUUUCCACAAAUCACAUCUGCUAAAGUUGCGAGUAGCACCAUCAGAAACUGCCAUGACUGAUGUUCUUAGGGAGGUAUCUAUCAUGAAAAUGUUGGACCAUCCAAACAUCGUUAAUCUAAUUGAGGUUAUUGAUGACCCAACUACAGAUCACUUUUACAUGGUUCUAGAGUAUGUCAAAGGCAAGAGGGUAUGUGACGGUUCUGGUUCUUGUCUGAGCGAAAGUACUUCCAGAAGAUAUCUGCGAGACAUAGUUGCUGGUCUCAUUUAUCUACAUGCUCAUAAUAUUGUUCAUGGAGACAUUAAACCUGAUAACCUUCUGGUGACAAGCAAUGGAAAUGUGAAGAUAGGAGAUUUCAGUGUUAGCCAGGUUUUUGAGGAUGACAAUGAUGAGCUCCGUAGAUCCCCAGGGACUCCUGUAUUUACUGCGCCAGAGUGCUGUCUAGGUGUGACAUACCAUGGUAAAGCUGCUGACACAUGGGCGGUUGGAAUUACCUUGUAUUGCAUGGUUGUGGGUCAGUACCCUUUUCUCGGAGACACUCUACAAGACACUUAUGACAAGAUAGUGAAUAACCCACUGACAGUGCCGAUUGAUAUGAAUCCACUAUUAAGAAGCUUACUGGAAGGCCUCCUCUGCAAAGAUCCCAAGCAACGAAUGACGCUCCGUGCCACGGCUGAGCAUCCUUGGGUUGUUGGGGAUGAGGGUCCAAUAUCAGAGUUUUUGUGCAGGUGCAGGCGCAACAGUUCUUCAUGAGAAGGCCCCUCUCUUAUUAAAUCUGAGGGGAACGCUCAUGUGAAAUGGGUGCCCAGAGUUGCUUGGAUUACCCGUUACAACUAUAAAUAAACCUAAUGUAGACAGCCAGGUUUUGGCACAAAAGGACGUGUCAAAUGAUGAAUAAUAGCAUCUCCCAAAAGAUGAGAUCGUUGUCGGCCCUUUCUUCCUAGUGCCGUGCAAUUGUGGUUUUUGGCAGGUGCUCCAGCAUCACCAUUUGCUCUUUUUUUUUUUUAACUUUUUUGUUUGUCCUGCAAUUCAUUUAAACUGGGCGGAUAUGUGGGCAUUCUAUGAACAAUUGUGUAAAUUGUGUGCAGCAGUCAUAUGCCAGUAUAUAUUUUUGUUUUAAUUCUAACA